Molecule: messenger RNA, 2439 nt
Organism: Biomphalaria glabrata
Lineage: Eukaryota; Metazoa; Mollusca; Gastropoda; Planorbidae
Product: collagen alpha-1(XII) chain-like
Exons: 20
Coding region: 93-2369 (758 amino acids)
Source: RefSeq, a predicted model, not a curated record
AAUGUUCACUUCUGUGCCUUGGUCACAUUUCAGAGGGAGAUAAUUUAAGGUCUACUGACUAAAAUUUAGUAAGUAAAUAAGAUAUUGCAACAAUGCGCACGUCCAUACUUGUUUUUUUUAUCAUUGCCAUGAUGGCCGUGUCUGACGGAAAAGGUUCUAAAAAGUCAUCGCCUGUCAAAGACGGAAGCAAAGAAAAAGAGUCUACAAAGAGCUUGAAACUACUCACCAAGGAAGAAACAACCAGAGAGAAGGAAGGAAGUAAAAAGGAAAGAAAAAGUAAAGAAGAAACGAGAAGUCGAAGUGAUGAAUCCAACGAUAACAACAGCAACGUCGACAAAAGCAAAACAAGGAGCAAGGAGGAUGGAAUCGAACUGAGGUAUUUCCUUUCAAGUAGCAGAAGAACAUCGUCUGAGCCAGCCAUUGUUAGCGAAAGUCCCAUCAUUAAAAGGUCCUUGUCGCUCGCGGGCUCACUCCUGAAUCCUGCCAACCUAGUAAAGACUGUGGUGGAUGCUGCUGUCAACUUGUACUGCUCUUUCGAUGGCCGCCUGGUUCCUUGCAAAGACGCACAAGGAGGAAAAUAUUUAGCGCCUCUCAAUUUCCGGUGUCGGGCCCUCGCUGACGUCAUCUUCGUCGUUGACUCCUCGGGCAGCAUCGGAUCUAUCAACUUUAAGAAGCAGCUUUCUUUCAUCGCCAACAUAGCGGCCUCGUUCUUUGUCGGCGCCAAUGACGUCAGGGUGGGCCUUGUGGUCUUCAGCACUGACGCUCAGAUCUGGUUUGAUUUGAAGGAAUACAAUGACUUGUUCUCUAUUCAGAAGGCCAUACUGGAAACCCCUUACGAAGGCGAAGUUACGUACACCGACAAAGCCCUCAAGUUAAUCAGCAGUUCUUACUUGUUUGAAAGUUUUUCCGGAGGAAGAGACAACGCCCCUGACAUUGUUGUCAUUCUGACAGACGGACAGUCCACUAACCCGUUUGCAACUCUUUCUGAGGCCAAUAAAUUAAAAUCUCGAGGCGUCACUAUGUUGUCUAUUGGCAUCACUUCCGGUAUAAAAGAAACAGAACUCCUCUCUCUGGCGAGCAGACCCGAGUUCUUCUUCAAAGUGGACGAUUUUGAUGUACUAAACAAUUUCUUAGGCCAAAUUGUGGAACAGACUUGUCAAGUCUCUGAGGGAGUCAAAGUCAAAGUACAAACGAAGCCGAGUGUUACAGGUAAUGCCGAACAAGAACCGCAGUAUUACGAGCAAGAACCAGCUCAAUACAAUGAACAAGAACCAGCCCAGUACAAUGAACAAGAACCAGCUCAGUACAAUGAACAAGAUCCGUUUUACUACCAAGAGCAAGAGCCAACGGAAAAGAUUGUUACAGUGAAAAGCACAACCAAAUUAACAACCACUACACCAAGAACAACCACGACAACCAGGGCUUCGACAACGAUAAAACCUACAACUACUACUACCACUACCACAACACCAAAGCCUACAACCACCACAACCACUACUACAAAGCCCAAAUCAACCACGACUACAACCACGACUACAACCACAACUACAACGCCUAAGCCAACCACCACCACAAGUACCACGACAACGCCGAAGUCUACAACUAAGACAACCACAACGCCAAAACCAACGACUACUACGACAACGACGACAACACCAAAGCCUACAACCACAACCACAACUACAACCACGCCUAGGACAACCACCAGAACUACAACCACCACGACAACGACGACUACUACCCCAAGAACAACAACUACAACAACGACAUUGCCGCCGCCACCGAAAGUGAUCCCCUGUCGAAACGCCACUAAGGCUGACAUCUUACUUCUGAUUGACGCCUCUACCAGCAUCGGCUCUGUCAACUGGCAGAAACAGGUCAAGUUUGCUGCAGAGGUUGUCCAAGCGUUCACAGUGGGUCCCAGAGAUGUCUUGUUCGGAACUGUUAUCUUCAACAGAGUCCCCACACGAAUAUUUGAUCUGAAAACGUUUUCUAAUAAAACCGCAGUCUCAGAUUCUCUGCUGGCCAUCACGUACCCUAACAACCCUGGCACGCACACCCACCUGGGCUUCGCAGAGAUUCGAACCAACCAGCUGUUCAGCACAGCCUCAGGCGGUAGACCGGACGCCAGGGAUAUUCUCAUUGUCAUGACCGAUGGACAAUCAAACUACCCUGAUCAAACGUCCAGUGAAGCCCAGCUGCUCAAGAAUACUGGCGUCACUGUCAUUAGUGUUGGCAUUGGAGUGACCAAUACUGACGAGCUGCAUGCCAUGGCCAGCAAGUCAGAUUACGUCUUCACCACCGGAGGCUACGAGAUGCUGGACUACAUCAAGCGAGACCUGGUCAAGUUGACAUGUGAUGGUGUUUAAGCAAAGGAAUAUCUCCAUAAUUGAUAUCUUCAUAGUAAAUAAAUGUGUGCAAUAAAUUCAAACUAGAAGA